GGAGGUGAACGCGGCUGGAUCAGCUGAGAGAGGAGGAAGCCUUGCCAGGGAGGAGAGAAACUGAAACAGGGAGGAGAGAAACUGCUUUUUUCCUGUCCCUUCAAGCUCACCCAGCGCCUCUCACCCACCCCACGGCUCACCCACCAUGUCCGCCGGGUGUUGCGGGACCAAGAAGACCAAGUUCAACGGUGGCCCCCAGAUGGCAAGGGAGAACCAGUCGGGAAUUGAACAACAGCCUCUUCGUACAUCAAUCAGGCACUGUUCCCACUCCACCACGGCCAAGGGACAAAAAUGCGGGUAUCCAUAUGGACAUUUGAACCCAACAUCUGCCCGCAAUCGUGCCGUGUGUUGCUACAAUGGCACCACACCCACCACCAACGGCACACUCCGGAAUGGCCUUAUCCCCAUUGCAAGCGCUGAGAUGUGCUUCUAUUGUUUUGACGUCCUGUACAGCCACCUCCACAACAUGGAAACCCCCAGCACCCCAGACUUCACCAAUGAGCCCUUCCCUCUGUUUGUGACCUGGAAAGUUGGGAAAGACAAACGGUUACGAGGUUGUAUGGGAACAUUUAGCCAUAUCAAUCUUCAUGCUGGUCUCAGAGAAUAUGCAGCUACCAGUGCAUUUAAGGAUUCACGCUUCCAGCCAAUCGGUAGAGAUGAGCUACCGCGCCUCGGAGUGUCCGUGUCCAUUCUUCGGCAUUUUGAGGACGGACGGGAUUAUAGGGAUUGGGACAUUGGGGUUCACGGCAUCCGCAUAGAGUUCCUAAAUGAGCGUGGUGCCAAGAGGACAGCUACCUACCUGCCCGAGGUGGCUCCGGAGCAGGGCUGGGACCAUGAACAGACCAUUGACUCACUACUCAGGAAAGGAGGGUAUAAGGGACCGGUCACCACUGAGGUCAGGCGCAGCAUAAAGCUAACUCGCUAUCAGAGUGAAAAAAUAUCAGUAACCUUUCAGGAUUACAUGAGCUACUGGAGAAACCGCCGCUGCUAGCAUUUGCUAAACGCUAGGGAUGGAAGAUGUGGAACCUUUGAGCCUGGAAGUGCCAAUGAGGGGGGCCGGGGCAACAAUGUCAUACCCCGGGGCCCUGAGCUCACCAGUGUAGCCGAGCCGAACCACCACCUGGGCCACCAGUACCCGCAGCCCCCUUACCACUACCAGAACAACCACAUGAUGACCCAACAAAACAAUAGUCAUCCACUCCUUGCUCAUAAUCACCAUCCUCAUCUCUAUUAUCAACAUCACAACGGUCCCAGGUCUCCAUCACCUCUCCACCUCCCUCAUUUUUCAGCUAGAGGCAGUAGUAGCAGCAGUAGCAGCAGUAUCAAUAGCAGCGGUAGAGCAUCCGCCACCAUCACCACCACCACCACCAACACCAACACUCCACCACUGGGCUUUGACUCAGUGGGCAACUCAGGGCUUGGUGCAUCUCUCUUGUGCGUCACCACCUCAGGGCAUAAUGAGUUUGCUCUGUGCGGCCCUCCAGCCCAGGAUGGAGCACUUAUGAAUCACGGGGGAUGUCCCGCUUGGUGCUCCCAUCACAGGACAGCCACGGAAGGGGAGGGAUGCCUGGAUGGCCUGCGCAGAGCAUCCAACAGGCUGGCAGACUUUCUAAGGGGCCUUUUUAAUUCUUGAUGGUUGGUUUUAGUUAUUUUAGCUUAUUUGUUUAGUGUUGAGUGUCACCUCUUCUGAGUUUGGCCCUGAAAUUGAUUUCACAGUUUCAUAGUAAUUUUGUAUGGAAACCAGUUUAUGUUAGAAAGGCUGAAAGUGAAACUGAUAGUGAAGAAACGUGUAGAGCUGCCCAUGAGUGUGGCGUCAUCUCAUAAAGCCUCAUCUCUAAUCAAAUACACAUGCUCAAAUUCAUAAUGAGCUUGGUACUUGGAGGACUCAAGACUUUGUGGUAACUAUGACUGCAACUAUUCCAAGUUAUAGUUGCAGUGGAUACCUGUAUGAUGUGAUACAGUGUAAGAAAGUGGAAACGAAGCCUUAGAAGAUAGUCACAUAGCAGUCAGCGGAACCCAUGAUAGUGUGUGGAGUUUGGAAGAAGUGGUCAGCUCACUAUGAUAAUAAACACAUUGCUUGAACAUCGACGAUGGUUACCCUUAGUUUUAUAUAUGCAUAUAUACACUUUCUUGAUUCUUUGUUUACAAUGUCAGUGAGCCCCGGGCUGGCCUUCCCACUCCCGUCCGUGUGUGUUGUGAUCACUGGGUAUCUUAACAACCCAACCACACCAGUCUUUCACAUUCAGCGGCUGACAAAACUCACAAGAUGGAUAAGCCUCCAGUGUUACCUUAUAGCAAGGUCAUUGCAUUGAACAGGCUGAAAGAAGUUUAGAAAAAACACUUCUCUUGUCACGUGGAAGCAUACGUAAUUUCAAGAAGGUCUGCAGUAUCUUAUUGGCGGUUGAAGAGCCAUAUACAAAUGGUGCAACACGGAGCUACUCGCACUGCUCGUCUGCCACUGAGGUUUGUUUGCCGCUUAUUUUAUAUCAGACUGCCUAGUCUCGAGCACCUGGUGAUGCUCAUUUGUUACUUACUAGUGGAAGAUCUCAUGUACAGUGUUGUUGAAGAGAACUUUACUUAAUACCACAUGUGAACCAUAAUCCAUAAAGAUGUCUCAUCUCAUUAUGUGGGAAUAGCUUGAUAAAAGAAUUUGAAAAGUGGUUGAGAUAAAAACUGUGCUCCCAUUAAUUAUCUUCAUGCAAACACCUUUCCUCAUGUAAACUUGACAAGAGGGUACCAAGUGCAUCUCAGUGAUAACAUGUGAUAGACUAUACCAAAGGUGGCUUGCUGUAUAGGGCAGUUGUACUGAGUGCCAAGGAAAGAAAAGAAGCAGCUCCAACUUUAUAUGAACUGAUUAUGCCUCAUCCACUUACACAUUAAACUGAAGAGACAUGAAAACUGUUUGUGUGUAGUCUUUUUUUAUAUAUAUUUGAGGAUAAGAUGGCACAGAUUGGAUUGACAUUCCUGAAACUAUAUAACUAUUGACUGACUUGUUCCAGCUCUUGAGGUUCUACGGACUGGUAAUGAGUGCAAGUGUUACGUUGUGAGCCACUAAAUGGAAACCAUAAGAUUCACUCAUUCAGGGAUAUUUGAGAUUAUAAUUGGCUCAGACAAAAAGUCACCAUAAGAUAUGUAAUAUUCAUUUGAGCCUAACUUUUUUUCAUUUUCAUCAUUUACUGAAAGAAAAUCACUGGAUAAAAUUGAAAGCCUACAAAAAAAUGUAAAUAUAUAAAAAGUUACAUAAAAAGUUGCCUGCAUGUCUGUAUAGAGGGAUACAGGAUUAUGAUUGUAAAGUUUAGAUUAGUAUGGGAUGCUUAGGUUUGUUUGUGUGUGUUCAUUUUUUGUGUAUGCUGUAAUGCAUAAUCUCACCUUGGCAUGAACUUUUGUUUUACGGUAGAGCAGAAAGAGGACACACGCUGCUGUAUGCUGCAUCACAUGGUUCCUGAUAGGUAAAUCUGGUCACAAUGAAACUGUGUGUGAUAAUGUUUGAAAUUGGUUAAUUUUGCAUUGGUAUUAGUUAAUUAAUAAUGAUUUAUUCUCUUGACAAAGGUAAAUUGGUGAAGCAAUCAUUUCAGACUGUGAGAAUACACAAAAACACUAUGAAAGCUAGCCUUAUCAUAAUGCCAACUGUACCUGAUUAUUACAUAAAAGAGAGGAGCUUCUCAAUCACUGAUAUUUGCUUGCUCACUGCCAAGGCAUUAAUCGAUGUAAGUAUAUCGAUAUCACACCGAGUCAGCACAGUAACAAUAGUUGGAAGAUGAUAUAGGUAUUGUCAUCCUCAUUUAAUUCUCAUCAGCCAUUUUCAUCAAUUGUUGAAACUAGCAGUAUGGUCCUAUGUUGAAUAUUUUUCAGAGUUAAAGAAGCUUUUCAAGUUAGGUAAAUAAUACAGGGACAUGAAAGUCAAUCACAGGUGGCAUAUAAAAUAGUCCUUUGCCAGUCUGUACCACUCAGAUUUAGUAUGUUCUGUGGACAAUAUCAUAUGCAACUAUGUGGCUAUCAUGAUAGCAGAUUUAGUUCUUUUUCAUAUCCUUAGCUUUCCAAGUAUUGCUUUUAUGCAGUACAGGUAAUUUUGAAAUGUUGAUAAAAAUGGUGCAAUUUCAUAGUAAACAGCAAAUAGUAGUGUCCAUUUUUCCAUUUUUGUAGAUGAAUGUUUUACUGUAUAUGACCUUACUUAGAGUAUAAUGUGAAAGUUGAGAGAGGAAGCCAAACACUGCCAUUGUGUGUUUGUAUAUUGUUGAACUUUUUAAGUAAGCUAAUACUAUAUUGAUUAGAGAAACGGCUUGUCGCUCCCAGAUGUAAAUCUCUUUAGGAAUGUUGUACAUACUCAUCCUAGUGUCCAGCCCCACCACACAACAGCAAGGAGAGCAAGUACAUAUUAUUACACCUUCCAGAGAUGAUGAUGACCAGACUUCAUGCCAAUAAAUUACCAUGCUAAAAAAGUGUGGACCUAAACUCUAGGAAUGGAUUAUAUUUACUGUAGGUAAGGUGACACAGCCAUAACCUGUGACAACGUUGUCCACACCCAAAAGUAUUGACUGAUAAAGAGAAUUGUUUUCAUUACAUUUCAGAUAUUUUCAUCACUAUAAAAUUUGUGCAUGUUUUGUUGACAAAAUGAAUUAUUGAUAUUUUACCAAAUUUAGGAUGGCAUGUUACAGAUUUUUAUGUUAGUUGUCAUUGAAUUUUAAGUUCUUGAAGUUACUCCUGAGCUUGAGGUAGUUUUAUGUCCUUUAUCAGGCUCACUCACUUUCUUCUGGACUUUAAUUGGAAUGGAAAUUCAUAUGACCACUGUAUUUGUGGCCAGGUCUACCUAUCAUAGAAGUACUAAUGUUGCACAGCAGGUUGCUGUUAGUGUUUGUGAGCCUUGGACGAAGGUACUUGUAGUGAUGCUACAUUACUAUACCCCACAAAUGAAGCCACAAGCAGUGAUGUAUGUUUAAGAUAUUGCAAAAAAAAAGUAGAAAAAAAAAUUACCCAGAUUUGUGUGCAUGUUAAAUUACAAGAUAAGGCUACACUUAAAAUUAUUGGUAAUUCACUAAUGUAAGUUCUACCCUUUUCAAUAGCAUAACAUCCUGGUCUAGGAUUCAGACUUGUUGAGACAGUUUUUGUGUGUGCUUUACUUCAUUAAGAUCAUGUUUUCAGUGAUGAGGAUUAUUUAUAUUUUUGAAAACAUGUUAUUCACCAAAAUUUGUAAAGCCUUACAAGUUGAAAGUAAAAACAAAAUUGUGUUGAAUUCUAUACAUGAAACAUAUGAACUGAAAGUGCUAGCACUGGCUGUUUGUAACAUAAUUGGGUCACUUGAAAAUGUUUUGCAUAUUCGAGAGGAAUCACUGUACCUUAAGACAGCUUUUGGCUUGAUAGUUGCAUCGUGGAAGGCAUGACCAAAGUUGGCAAAGAUACAUUUGUUCAGUUAUUUUCUUGUUUUCUGAAGGAGGUUCCUCCUAAAAAGGUUGCCUAGGGUCUGGAGGGCUGCCAGGAGUUGGUCCCCAGUAAUGGCAUGGCAGCUGCUCCUGAGGCAGCUCAGGCACCUUGGAGGGGCCUCCUGGACUUGAAUUUUUUUCUGUCCUCUGUCAAUUUGCGGUUUGGAAAUGCCCAAAUACAGUUCCCAUUGUGUUAAGAGUAAGUUACUUGAAAUAUUUUGUUUAGGAUUAUCCCACUGCAUGGCAACUGAAUGCAAAUUUAUAAAAUAGAUUUGCUUAUAAAAUUUGUACAAGGCAGUUCAAACGAAAAUUGCUGUUGAACCUAAAAUUUUACCUAGAUUACAUAUUCAGGAACAAAAUGGAGUGAAAUAUACUAUGGAAAUUUUGUCCACUAUUACAGUUAUAAUGCUUUGUGAAGCAUUAGAUUAUUUCUUCAUAUAGCACUUGAACCCCUGAGUUGAGACACCUCCCUCCAGUAGGCUGAUGAUUCAGCAAAAUUAUUAUCCAGAUUGUCUGGUACUAUACAUUAUGAUUAUGAUCAAAAAUUAUUAAUAGGAAUGUUUAUUCUUUGGAAAUCCCUGGUCAAAAUGAAGUACUGGUAGUGCCAGGAAGUACGUGUGUAAGUUACUGAUAGAACAGCUGGGCCUUUCAGCACUACCAUGGCUCUGUGAGUAAGGCUGCAUGUGCAUUAAGUUUGCUGUCCUGUGCUACAGGAGUCUUGAAUUCAGGUGCCUUCUGCCAGCCUGGGGACCUCUGGGCAACUCCACAAACACAACUGCCUCACAUAAUGUUAUGAAAUUUCCAAACUUAAGUUUUGAAAUGUUUUGAUGUAAACAAUUGUGUCCAGUAUAUACCAUUUGAAACUACAAUAUAAAUUCAGGAACAAGAGUUACAUGUUACAAAGACUUAAUCUUCCACAGAGGGUUACUGUUUUGUUUCUGGAGGAGUCCAUUACUGUACCAUAGCAAAGGCUGUGAAGCUGUUGGUCAUUAUAAGCUGCACAUGGCCCUUCAGCAAGGUUUUUUUUCUACUCGCAAAUAGUUAUAAUGCCUUUCAAGGGCCAUCAUUGUAACUUGUAAUGACUAACAGGUUUGCAGUGAUUAUUUAUAAGUGAAUAAUGUGUCUGAUGCAAGUACUACUGUAUUCUUUCUCUUUGCUAUGUAAAACAAAUAUUUUCCACUUAUGAUUUGAAGUUCUAACUUUGUGCCAUUUUAAAAAAACAUAUGAAAUUUGCUCCUUAAUGUCACGGCAGUGGUGUUUCAACACGUAAUUGCUCCCUGAGCCAGUAGAACUUGAAUCUGCAGUAUGCAAGGACAUUUUUCAUCCUUUGUUUUGAAUGACUGCAUUAAUUGUAAGUGAAUGUUGUAUGAAAUAAAAAAAAACUUUUGCAUUUUAUAUAGAACAUAUAGCAUACAUUUCACAGGUAGCAGCAGUUACUGUAAAUCACAUAUAGAAUCUCCAUUGAAAAUAAUAAACCCCUUUUUCACUA
Molecule: messenger RNA, 6906 nt
Organism: Eriocheir sinensis (Chinese mitten crab)
Lineage: Eukaryota; Metazoa; Arthropoda; Malacostraca; Decapoda; Varunidae
Product: nuclear protein AMMECR1-like
Exons: 7
Coding region: 146-991 (281 amino acids)
Source: RefSeq, a predicted model, not a curated record